This is a messenger RNA of Sebastes umbrosus (honeycomb rockfish), 4387 nucleotides long. It is a transcript of the gene pecam1, whose product is annotated as platelet/endothelial cell adhesion molecule 1. Gene Ontology annotation, biological process: cell surface receptor signaling pathway. Lineage: Eukaryota; Metazoa; Chordata; Actinopteri; Perciformes; Sebastidae. Gene Ontology annotation, molecular function: transmembrane signaling receptor activity. The record is from RefSeq and is a predicted model, not a curated record. Bases 1807 to 4179 code for a protein of 790 amino acids. The transcript has 15 exons.
CACCAAAUUGGUCAGGGCCGGCUCUGGCUCUGGGAAUGAACAUGGGCUAAUAUUUCUGAUUAAUAUUAAGCAAAGUAAUGUUAUGUAUACUAAUGCAGACCUAGAUCUGAUGAUCCGCUUCGAGAGGACUCAAGAAUACAUAAUAACUGUCUGAAUGAAACAACUUUGCCUUGGGAAGCUAGCACGAUAGCUUUCUUGGAAUGAACAUCCACCCUGAAAUACACAUUCUGCGUGUGCAAUGCUUCAAAUUUUACUGUAUGUGCUCUUUGUAUUUUAAAAUACUUAUUAGAAAGCUGAGUGAACUCUGACGGACGUGUUUACAAAUGGCACCAUCCUAGCCUACUAGCAAUGCUAAGUAAUCCUUCCAUCAACAGCAGAUUUAACUAGUCUGUGGAACUUCUUAUGUGCUGCUAUAACCAACAAGUCAGAUAGGACAUUAUAUGUUGGAAUAACAUGGCGGUCUCCCGUCAAGGUCACCUCUGCAGCAGCUCUGUAGCAGAUAAAAUGCACUUCUAUGCAGCCUGAAAACAUUGUUGUUUGUAAAAAUGUGGCAUAAAUGAAAGGUACUGGGAGCAUUAUGCAGAUAAAGCUGCAGAGCACACCUUUUUUUCCUGUUGGUCUUCAGCAGCUCUUAGUGGUCACAGUUGAGGACUGCAGGAUGCUGCACAGCAUUGCAUACUUACAUCUGGAUUUUAAAUACAAAUGCAAUCACACUCUCUAUUAAAAUAUAUGUGCAUUUGUGACAACAAAUUAUUCCCAUAUAUUCCCAUAUUGUGGGAAAUAUACUGUGUUCAGUGGAGUGACUGUUCCCCAGAGGACUCCCAUAGCAAAAGGAGUUUCAUUUGAUGAUGAAACACACCCAUGACAACUACAAUAUCUGUCAUGAGAUUAAUCUACACCUGUCCAACAAUAACGCCGGCCUACUCAAGUCUAAUUUCCUCGACGACUGGAUAGUAGAUUAAGUGCAGGAUUGAUAUCUCAAGCUGUAGCCAUAAUUAAUCUGACAUUCUCUUAUGUUGUGUAUUUCUCCCCAAAUUGCCCCAAACACUUGAGCAUAUAUAAAUCAUCUCUACACGCUCUGCAGAUGCUAAGAUCUCAGUUUGUGUCCUAUAAAUGAUUCAGUGGCUCCAUCAUAGUUUCAUCUCAGAGUUUUUAACAAGAGCACCGGAGAAGGAGAGGAGAAGGGGUGUAAGGUGGUAGGUGAUGUUGUCAAAACACUGAAUGUUUUUCAUAUAUUUAAUUACAUAUUGGUCCACGGCUCGGUAGGAAUCGCUGCAGCUCAGCAAAGAAACAGCGGACGACAUUAACAAUUUAAGAGGUGAGAGCGGAGUGUGAGUGUUGUUGCAUAAUUCCUGAUGUGUUUGUUGUUUUAUCUGGAGAGCAAAAGUCUCCGAUGUUACCAAAUGUAGUCAUAGCGUUGCACAAAAUGGUUGUCAUCCAUAUGAAACUGUUGAAUAAUGUAAGACCCUAAGCAGAUCCACGCUGAGAGAGAAGUGAAACGGUUGCGAGGCUCUUGUGCAUUAUUGUUGAAUUUUUCUCUUCUCUCGCACACUGAUAAAUACACGGUAAAUGCUCGAUUCCUGAGGAAGUGACCACCAUUUCCUGGCCAGUCAAGCAGCACAUGAUAAGACGAGGAACACCCCCCUCACCACCACCACCACUGCCUGAAUCACCACAAGUUUGUCCCCCACACACUCCACCUCUCCCUUCCUCUCUCCGUCCGUCUGACCGCCCUUCUGGCCUCCGUCUCGUCGGCCCUCUGCAGCUGUAUUUUAAUCUUACAGCAGUGAACCAGCAUCACUCAGGAUGGACUCCAGACCCCCCAACCUGCCGCUGCUGCUCCUCACCUGCCUCCUACACUUCUGGCAGUGUGCCAGAGGACAGUCAUCAUUCACUAUAGAUACCGUUGGCCUUACCAUCCAACCCAGCAACACAGUUCCAAGCGGGACACCGGUGACCCUAAGCUGCCAGGUCACAGUCAGUCAUGACAACAUCCCUAACCUGACACACACUUUCCAGCUGAGACGGGACGACGUUCCCAUCCACUCCUCUACCAGCACAGAAGACGCAAUCGUAUAUGAACUCGACCCGGCCAGGGCAGCUGACUCUGGAAGUUACGAGUGUCGUGUCACAGUCAAGGACAAGAACAAAAUCAGCGUCAGCAAAAAACUGGACGUCACAGGCCUGCAGACCCCCAUUCUGUAUUUGAAUAAGACUUUCCCCUAUGAGAGCGAGGAGUUCACAGCCUCCUGCAGUGCUCCGGAGGAGAAAGGAUCCCUCAUCUUCCGGUUCUACCAGAGAUUCAGGACCGGAGAAAUUCAGAAGAUAAAGCAGCCGGCGCCCACUGGGAACUCAUCGGAGACCACGCUGGUCCUGAGGAGGGUUGGAGACAGCCACCUGUACUGUGACUAUGAGGUCAACUUGGUUUCUGGUGCCAGACGCUCCAACCGCAGCAACGACAUCCUAGUCAUAGUCAAAGCACUCUACAUUUCCCCGGUCAUGAAUGUGCUGCCCUCCCCAGAUGUCUAUGAGGGUGACAUAAUAGAGGUGGUCUGUAAAGUGGUGAGUCCACUGAACAACAUUGACGUAUUCCUGACGAAGGACAGGAGGAUCCUCAAGAAAGCCCGAGUCAGCCUCAGUCAUCGGUACCGUACACGAGAAGGCGACUCCGGGGAGCUUGUGUGCAAGGCAGAGUGGGGCAACGUGCAGAAAGAAACCUAUCAAACAAUCACAGUCAAAGAGCUGUUUUCAAAUCCACAACUGUCUGUGACGCCCAUAGACAUAUUUGAGGGAGACCGCUUCAAGCUGACCUGCCCAGUCUCCAUUUAUGUCCCUGAGAAGAUCAACAAUGAAAGCGUGCAGUUCUCCUUCUACAAAGAUAACGUCAAAGUCGCCAGUGCAGAGACAUACGUCGCAGUGGCACACCCUUCUAAAAAUGGCAACUACACAUGUAAAGUCGAGGCUGCUUCUUCCACACACAGUUUUGUGAAAGAAAGCCAAAUGGUUGUUGUGAAAGCAAAAGUUCCUGUCUCCAAACCCAUGCUGAGUGUGGUGGGGGGUACGCUGGUGUUGGGAAAGCGCUUCCAGCUGCUCUGUCACAGCAACAAUGGCACUCUGCCCAUCAUCUAUACCCUGCACAGCCCUGACAGGCAGGUUGAGCUCAUGGUGAGCAAGCCAGGGGAGCAGGCCAUCUUUAACGCCUCAGCCAUCUACAAGACCUCAGACUUAAAUCGCCUUAUGUGCCACGCGAAAAACAGUGAAAACAGGCCUCCCAUGACAGGAUUAGGGGAGCAGCUGCUGCGUUCAACCAUCAUAGAGCCAGUGUCAAAACCAGUGUUGAGCGUGCUCCCCGACGCGGGGGACGUCUCCGAGGGGCAGGACGUGACUCUGGUCUGCACCGUUGAGAGAGGCACUCUUCCCAUCAACUUCACCUUGUACCACACGGAGACGCAGGGCGCUCUCGGCUCCCAGACCUCCAAGACACUGAAAGUAUCCUACAGCAUCAGCAACAUCAGAGGAGAACAACGAGGGGGAUACUACUGUGUGGCCACCAACCGGGCCGAAGAAACCAAACGAAGCCACACCGUCAUGAUGGCAGUGAAGAUGGCUGGCUGGAAGAAAGGUCUCAUCGCUGUUAUCGUCAUCUGCUUCCUGCUCAUACUGGCCAUGAUCCUCAUUAUGGCCUUUAAAAGACGUCUCCUUCUGUUUAAGAGGAAAAGAACUGGCGAGCUGUCGGUGAAGUCAGCCAGCACCAAAGUGGAGCGGCUGAGCCUCACCCAGGCAGAAGUCAAUGAGGCUGCUAAUGUCACUCCAGGCAUGAUCGGAAAGAGUGUUUGGAGUGAUCAUGCAUCAGGCUCUGAGUCUGAGGACCAGAAUAGCGUGACCGCUCCAGAAAAACCACCAGAACCUCAAUACACCGAGGUGCAGACCAGACAUGCAGAUCCUGACAGAGCUCCGGUGAAAAAGGGCACCGACACGGUGUACAGCGAAGUGCGGAACUCCAAGCAAGGUGUUCCCGAGCAGACUGAUGGUCAGGGGUCAGUGGAGUAUGCACAGCUGAAUCAUGAUACGGAUCACCACAGUGACCACGGUAACCAAGGCGACCACAUCGUCCAGGAUGACCACAUAGAUGAGAUUGACGACAGUGUUCACAUCGACACUGCUGACCACGGGGAAUGAAAAUCCAGAAUACUGACCAGAAUAUUUAUUCCUUUAUUUAUCCGGCUGGUUGAUGCAGCUGGAGACUUUUGUCCUGAAAGACCUUAAACAGCUCUAAGCAUUUACUAUAUACUUUUUGUAUUUUUGUAACGCUUUGCAAUCAACAUCCCACACUGUAAAUCCACUUGCUUUUGCCUUUUUGAAGGGCAAAUAAAAUGUUUUUGAUAAG